Aspergillus pseudonomiae is the source of this 562-nucleotide messenger RNA. RefSeq lists its product as uncharacterized. Bases 97 to 453 code for a protein of 118 amino acids. The record is from RefSeq and is a predicted model, not a curated record. The transcript has a single exon. Lineage: Eukaryota; Fungi; Ascomycota; Eurotiomycetes; Eurotiales; Aspergillaceae.
UUUGAUCAGAACGUUGUACAAAAGGGGGAGUGCUUAGCGAAAGCCCUUACUUCGGGGCUCAUCCCCCUCCUGUAAGUCCGGAGAUGGAGAGCAUAAAUGACUGUCGGGUUCUGUAGAGAACCUAAUCCCCUCUCGACUUGUUGUACUUCCAAAGGGCCCAGGCUGAACUGUUGUUUUUGGGAGGCUGGAGAGAGAGGGAGACGAAGCCAGGGCUGCAGUGCGAACGUUAGCAAAAACGACCCAAUACAGAAUACCGAUCCCCCAAAGUCGAGACGUACAGAAAGUGGAGGCAUCAAAGGUCUCGUUGCCGGUUUGUCCCUGCAUGCAUGGCCAGAGAGAGUCGAAGGGCGUAAAGUCUACCUCACGGCGUCCAUCCAGAUCCCUGGAAAAGUGGAGGGUGAGUUCAUUGACGCUAUUCGGGCGAAUGCUUUGUUUGUGCGACCCCGAAGUUGAAUGCAAGCAACCUGGGGUUUUAGGAAUCGUUGCCACGAGUUGGCGUGUAUAUGAAAGACCGAUUUUCCUUUAAUACCGCGAUGGAUUCUUUUACUUAGACUUAUCGAGU